AAUCUUAAAAAGUUAUGUCGAUCCUUGUUUUGUCCCAUUAUCGUUUGGUGUGGAGAGAGUCCAAUCAUUCGUCACACAUCUGAGGGGUUCUGGCGACUGUGGUUUUGCAAGGCCCACGAAGCUGCCUUCCUCGAUUGUAGUUCGAAACGAUGGUGGUUGGUGUUCUAGCUUUGCAGGGAUCUUUCAACGAACACAUUGCGGCGUUGCGAAGGGUUGGGGUGAAGGGGGUGGAGAUAAAAAAGCCAGAGCAGUUGCAGAAUGUGAAUGCUCUUAUUAUACCCGGAGGCGAGAGCACAACCAUGGCCAAGCUUGCGGAAUAUCACAAUCUCUUUCCAGCAUUACGGGAGUUUGUCAAAAUGGGAAAACCAGUUUGGGGAACCUGUGCUGGUCUUAUAUUCUUGGCUGACAGAGCAAUUGGUCAGAAAUCUGGUGGACAGGAACUUGUCGGUGGCCUAAAUUGUACAGUUCACCGAAACUUCUUUGGCAGUCAGAUUCAAAGCUUUGAAGCAGAGCUUUCAAUUCCUGAUGUUGCAGCCAAAGAGGGAGGUCCACCUAGCUUCAGGGCUGUGUUUAUUCGUGCCCCAGGAAUCCUUGAAGUAGGCCCUGAAGUUGAAGUGUUGGCAGAAGUUCCUGUUCCAUCUGGGAAUACGGCUCUAGCUGAUGCUGCUGUUGAAAGUGUAGAGGGAAAUGCUGCCGCAGAAAAGACAGUGAUUGUUGCGAUAAAGCAGGGAAGCUUGCUGGCAACCGCCUUUCACCCUGAACUGACUGCGGACACCAGAUGGCAUAGUUAUUUCAUGAAGAUGGUGGACGAGAGCAGCCAAGACAGCAGCAGUCCUGUCUUGUUUGUGGACGCAAAACCUAAGUAUGAUCUCCCAAUAUUUCAACAUUAACAAAACUAGGACUCAUCUCCUCAAUAUUUGGCUCUGUUCUUUGCUUUACCAGAAUUGUUAUGAUAGUAGUCGAAUGAAAUUUAUUUAUUUAUUUAAUAUUAUGAUUAUGAUUAUUGUUAUUAUUAUUA
Messenger RNA from Andrographis paniculata, 1018 nucleotides. Its product is annotated as probable pyridoxal 5'-phosphate synthase subunit PDX2. NCBI's taxonomy places the organism in Eukaryota, Viridiplantae, Streptophyta, Magnoliopsida, Lamiales, Acanthaceae. Gene Ontology annotation, biological process: pyridoxine metabolic process; pyridoxal 5'-phosphate biosynthetic process. The record is from RefSeq and is a predicted model, not a curated record. Gene Ontology annotation, molecular function: glutaminase activity. The transcript has 7 exons. Bases 150 to 890 code for a protein of 246 amino acids. Gene Ontology annotation, cellular component: cytosol; glutaminase complex.